This is a messenger RNA of Xylaria bambusicola, 855 nucleotides long. RefSeq lists its product as uncharacterized. Gene Ontology annotation, molecular function: oxidoreductase activity. NCBI's taxonomy places the organism in Eukaryota, Fungi, Ascomycota, Sordariomycetes, Xylariales, Xylariaceae. Bases 1 to 855 code for a protein of 284 amino acids. The transcript is spliced from 3 exons. The record is from RefSeq and is a predicted model, not a curated record.
AUGACUACCGAAUCCAAGGGUCGUCUUGCCGGCAAGAAUGCUGUCAUCACUGGAGCAGCCGGCGGCAUUGGUCUUGAAACAAGUAUUCUUUUCGCGAAAGAAGGAGCUAAUGUCUUGAUGGCCGACAUCUCCGCCCCAGCUUUAGAGAAAGCUAAGGCGAAACUGCUUCAGCUCGUGCCUGCAGCUACUCGAGUCGAGACAAUUACCUGCGAUGUAUCCAAGGAGGCGCAAGUCCAAGCCAUGGUAGAGUCGCUAGACUCGUGGGGUGGUCUGGACGUCAUCUUCAACAACGCCGGCAUAAUGCACGCGCGCGACGACGACGCGGUCGCCACGCCCGAGGAGAUCUGGGACCUGACCAUGUCGAUCAACGUCAAGGGCGUCUGGUACGGGUGCAAGCACGCGGUGCAGUCGCUGCGCCGCAACAAGAAGACGAAGGGCAGCAUCAUCAACACGGCCUCGGUCGUGGCGCUCGUCGGCUCCGCGACCCCGCAACUCGCCUACACGGCCUCCAAGGGCGCCGUGCUCGCCAUGACCCGCGAGCUCGCCAUCGUGCACGCCCGCGACGGCUACCGCUUCAACAGCCUGUGUCCCGCGCCGCUGAACACGCCUCUUCUGCAGGACUGGCUCGGCGACGACGUGCCCAAGCGCAUGCGGCGAGAGAUCCAUUUCCCCACCGGCCGUUUCGGCGAGGCCAUCGAGCAGGCCCAGGCUGUGCUGUUCCUGGCCAGCGACGAGGCGAGCUUCGUGAAUGGCCACGAUAUGGUGGUGGAUGGUGGCAUGAGCAAGGCCUACGUUACACCCGAGGGUCAGCCGCUAGCCGCUCCAACCAACAACGCUUUAAAGACCGAGCUCUAA